GCGCAAUGGGGAGGCGGGAACAAGGGGGCGUGGCCUUGCGCCGGCGCUGCCCGCCCCCGCCCGCCGCGGUCAGUCGGGCGGCGGCGGCGGCAGCGGGAGGCGGCGGAGGCGGCUCCGCCGGGCUGAGGAGCGGACGCGGGGAGGCGGCUCGGGAUCGCGACACGAUGAGGCGAGUGGUACGACAGAGCAAAUUCCGGCACGUGUUUGGCCAAGCGGUGAAAAACGACCAGUGUUACGACGACAUCCGCGUCUCCCGCGUCACUUGGGACAGCUCGUUCUGCGCCGUCAACCCGCGCUUUGUGGCGAUCAUCGUAGAUGCCAGCGGCGGCGGAGCCUUCCUGGUGCUGCCUUUGCACAAGACAGGCAGGAUUGACAAGUCCUACCCCACAGUGUGUGGCCACACAGGACCGGUGCUGGACAUCGACUGGUGUCCCCAUAAUGACCAGGUCAUCGCCAGUGGCUCCGAGGACUGCACCGUCAUGGUGUGGCAGAUUCCUGAGAACGGGCUCACGCUGUCCCUGACGGAGCCGGUGGUGGUGUUGGAAGGACAUUCCAAGCGAGUUGGCAUCGUGGCUUGGCACCCGACGGCGCGCAACGUGCUGCUCAGCGCAGGUUGUGACAAUGCAAUCAUCAUCUGGAACGUGGGGACAGGUGAAGCCCUCAUAAACUUGGAUGACAUGCACGUGGAUAUGAUUUACAACGUGAGCUGGAAUCGCAAUGGCAGCCUAAUCUGUACAGCUUCCAAAGACAAAAAAGUUCGAGUUAUUGACCCCAGGAAACAAGAAAUUGUUGCUGAGAAAGAGAAAACCCACGAGGGAGCCCGGCCCAUGCGAGCCAUUUUCCUCGCCGAUGGAAACAUCUUCACAACCGGCUUCAGCCGCAUGAGCGAACGGCAACUUGCCCUUUGGAAUCCUAAAAACAUGGAGGAGCCAAUAGCCCUUCAUGAGAUGGACACCAGCAACGGGGUCCUGCUGCCAUUCUACGAUCCGGAUACCAACAUUAUUUACUUGUGUGGCAAGGGUGACAGCAGCAUCCGCUACUUUGAGAUCACAGAUGAAUCCCCCUACGUUCACUACCUCAACACCUUCAGCAGCAAAGAGCCGCAGAGGGGCAUGGGGUUCAUGCCAAAGAGGGGCCUCGAUGUCAACAAGUGUGAGAUUGCCAGGUUCUUCAAGCUUCACGAGAGGAAGUGUGAGCCCAUCAUCAUGACGGUUCCUCGAAAGUCGGACCUCUUCCAGGAUGACCUGUACCCCGACACCGCUGGCCCGGAGGCAGCUCUGGAAGCAGAGGAGUGGUUUGAGGGGAAGAACGCCGAUCCCCUCCUCAUCUCCUUGAAGCACGGGUACAUCCCUGGCAAGAACAGGGAUCUCAAGGUGGUCAAGAAGAACAUACUGGACAACAAGCCCGCAGCGAACAAGAAAAGUGAUCUCAUAAAUGCUCCAAAGAAAGCAGCUGAUGCCUCAAACACUCAAAACGAAGCCAAAUUGGAUGAGAUUUUGAAAGAGCUGAAAUCUAUAAAAGACACGAUCACCAACCAGGACGAGCGCAUUUCCAAGCUGGAGCAGCAGAUGGCCAAGAUUGGGGACUGAGCGGGCGCAGCGCCGGCCCAGGCACAUUCCAGUUUCCCCAGUUCGGCAAGCAGCAGCGUGCAGCAUUCCAGUACGAGCUUUCCUGUUCUCCUAAAUUCACGUCAACGAGAGCUGAUGAUUAAAAGCCAAGCUUUUUAGUGAUUUUUUUUUUUUCCCUGAUGUUUUAAUGAAUUUAUGUGACUGUGUCAAACAAGUCAAGAAGAAUAAGUGCUACUUUUACAGUAUUUUUUUUUCCAGAUGUUAUGAAUUCUUGAAAACAAAUCCAUUCUGACUUUCAAUGUUGUGCCCAAAUAUCUUUUUCUAGAUGUAGGGACCAAUGCCACAUUGUUCUUAACCAUUUUUUAAAGUUGCCAAAAAAAAAAAAACCACACAAAAAAAAAGUUGCUUUUUAUUUUUCUUAUUUGCCACUUUGCAGUAUUUGUGUUUUAAAUGGAAAGGGACAGCACUGCGUGUGUGUGCGUGUGUGCAUGGUGGGUGUUUAUACUGUUCUCUGAACAAAACCGAAGCUAUUUUGUACAAACCCUCGAUUUUGAACAAUCAGGUCGGUUUGCUUUGCAUUGUGGCCGCGGAGACCGUACGAGCUGCCUUUCCUGCCUCCCUAACGCGUCCUCACAUGACAGUUUAACAGUUCCGAGUAGGGUGAUCCGUGCCACAAAAUGCCUCUGCUUCUACACCCUGAAGAACUUUCAAACUCGCAUCAUGUUGCCGUUUUAAAAUAGUCCUGCAUUUUGGAUUCCUCUCGCUGUGCCCAAACGGGCAUGUUAUACUCGCCUUUUUGUUAAUUUUAUUUUGAGGCAGGAGUUGCUGUUGUGCAGGAGAUGUGUGUGUAUCUGUGGAGGACACCGGAGUCCCCGGGGUGCCCGUUCCAUGCGCGCGUUCCAUGCUGUUUCUGCACCACCGCGCUCUUCAGCUCGUUGACUUUAAGAAAAGCUUUUAAAAAUCCGUCAGCUUGCGAUUCUCUGGCCCCUCACAAGUCCUGAAGUUAGGAAUUUAGACCCUCCUCCCAAAGCAGCAUCAGCGGUGGACGGGUGACUUUAUCAUGACGGGUCUCUGGAAAUAAAACGCCUCCGUAUUUUUUUUUCUCUGCAUCAUUCCUGCCUCUCCCACCCUGCUGGAAAACUUGGCAUGAAAUUCCAUGUUCCCGGAUCAAACUGGUGACCUCCAGACCCCCCGUCUUCAGAGCGGGAGGGACUGGGGAGGGUGGGUUUGAGGCCAGUUUGGGGCACUGGUUUCUCACCUGCUCCCUCAGGGAAGGGACCCCGUGAGCUCAUGGAAUUUCUUGUUGGUGCCUCUGCUCAGCAAACUGCGGCUCGGGGGGGUCUCCCCUGCGAGGGGGGUCCCUGGGGCAGGGAUGGGUCGGUGCCACCGUCCCAGUACAGCCAGUCCCUCCGGUGCCGGGGAAACCUCAGCAACUGGUGUCCACUUUAAAGCAGGCAAAGGCACUGGGGGUCUGACAGCUGCUGCACUGCCUGUCCCAGCUGGGAUCAAAGGGAGAAUGUCCCUUCGGCCAGGCUGAUCUGUUUUAUUGGUUUGUUUUGAUGUUUUUUUUUUUCCAUUAGGUUAGCUAGAAAUCCUCAAAUUCACCAUUUUUCCCAGUGUUUGCAUGUUCAGAACCUGCAGGUUGAGGACUGUGUUCUGAGGGAUGUCUGGGUGUGAAGGUGGAACCGCGAUGGAGCUGGAGAGGCAGCAGGACGGGACAGAGGAGACAGCGGAUGUGUUAGAGUUGUGUGGCGUGAAAGCUUCAGACAAGCAGGUUUUCUUUGUUCUGAGUGGCGAGCGCAGGAGGGCCGAGUGUCCACAUCCUGUGCCUGUGGCCACUGACGCUGGAUUCACGGGCCAGACGCUCUGCGUUAUUUGAAUGUUCGGUGACGUUUUUGUAUUGCAGUAAAUGGCUGAGAUGAUGUGUAUUUUUUUUUUUUUUUUUUUUUGUUUGUUUUAAAAAGCCACCAAACGCGAUGCUCCCCCAAAUGGUGAUCUCUGUGCUGAUUCGUAUGUGCGACUUCAGAGUUGUGUGCUUGGGGACCUUUUCUUGUUUUUCUAAUUGGAGGGAAAUAAGUUUUCUGAGACGCUGGAUUGCAAUGCCCGGAGAUCGGUGUGUGGUAGACGGUCCGAGGAGGGCGGAGGAAAAGCCGCCCUGGUUUUUCGUUUCUCGCCUGUAUUUUAUUUAAAUGAACUGAUGCCUAGCCAGGCUCAACCGGAGUCAGUGCCUGAAGCUUUUUGUAGCCGUGAUAUCCCAGAAGAGAACCAGCGAAGUCCUGAAAGAUGCGCUCUUAUAGAGCGGCCAUAGUAUCUGUCCAAAAAAAUAUUUGCUUCCAUUUUCAAAAGAUAAAAGUCAUUGAUUAUAAA
Molecule: messenger RNA, 3935 nt
Organism: Columba livia (rock pigeon)
Lineage: Eukaryota; Metazoa; Chordata; Aves; Columbiformes; Columbidae
Gene: CORO1C
Product: coronin 1C
Exons: 11
Coding region: 6-1589 (527 amino acids)
Biological process (GO): neural crest cell migration; actin filament organization
Molecular function (GO): actin filament binding
Source: RefSeq, a predicted model, not a curated record